GAAAAGGACGACGGUGAACACAACCAUGAACCGUUCUGUUUUCUUAAUACAAAAGGAAUUGAAGGGCCUCUCUGUUUUUUCAGAUGGCGACGUUUUCGAUUUUAAUUUCAGUUGAUUCUGUGAACUCUCGCCACUGAGUGCGGAACUGCCAUGGCUGCUGGAACUGCCGUCUUUUUACUCGGCGUUCUCUCUGCUUCUUCCAUUUUCUAUGUCCUUCUCAAGCUAUGGUGGAAACCUCUUCGGAUUCAGCGUAUCAUGCGAUCGCAGGGAGUCUACGGUCCUCCUUCCAACUUCAUCUAUGGAAAUAUGAUUCAAGUAAUGAAGAUGAAGUUUGAAUCCAUGCGCACCUCCCUGGAUAUCUCCGAUCAUCACAUACUUCCAAGAGUUAAUCCUCAUAUUCACUUGUGGAUCGACAAAUAUGGGAAAAACUUCAUUCAGUGGAAUGGCACCCAAGCUCAGUUGAUUGUUUCGGAUCCUGAGACGAUAAAGGAGAUACUACAUAAUCGAGAGCGCGCUAUUACUAAAAUUGAUCUCGGCGGCGAUGCGCGUAGAAUAUUCGGGGAUGGACUUUCGACUUCCGACGGUGAAAAAUGGGCUAAGGCUCGAAGGAUCGCUGAUUACGCUUUCCAUGGGGAGCUCCUGAAAAACAUGAUGCCAACCAUGGUUUCCUGUGCUGAGGCAAUGGUGGAAAAGUGGAAGAAAAAUGAUGAAGGCAAAGAGCUUGAUUUGUUUGAAGAGUUUAAGCUGUUAACUUCAGAUAUCAUAGCACAUACUGCUUUUGGAAGUAGUUAUCUGGAAGGGAAAUUUAUUUUUGAGACUUUGAGUAAGCUGAGCAUGAUAUUAUUUAAGAAUCAAUUCAAACGGAGAAUUCCUGGAUUCAGCAAGUUGUUCAAAACGAAGGAUGCGAGGGAGGGAGAUGAGCUUGAAAUGAGGAUGAAAAAUUCCAUAGUUUCUAUUAUAAAAAAGAGAGAAGAGAAGGUGAUGAGCGGUGAAGCAGAUAACUAUGGUAAUGAUUUUCUUGGGCUACUUUUGAAGGCAAAAAAUGACCCUGACCCGAGGCAGAGGAUUUCUGUCGACGACGUAGUCGAUGAAUGCAAAACCGUAUACUUUGCGGGGCAAGAAACUACCAAUGUUUUGCUUUCUUGGACUUCCUUUCUUUUAGCAACUCAUGUGGACUGGCAAGAAGAAGCAAGAAAGGAAGUGUUCGAUAUGUUUGGCAACACAAAUCCAACUUUAGAGGGCAUUGCAAAAUUAAAGAUUAUGAGCAUGAUCAUCAAGGAAUCACUAAGAUUAUAUCCCCCAGCCACGCCAAUGUCAAGGAUGGUUAAAAAGGAAGUAAGAUUGGGAAAGCUGGUUCUCCCAGCCAGCAUACAAGUAAGCAUUUCAAAUAUUGCAGUUCAUCAUGAUACUGCAACAUGGGGUGAAGAUGCCCAUGAAUUCAAACCAGAAAGAUUUUCUGAAGGAACAGCUAAAGAUAUCCCAUCAGCUGCAUACAUCCCGUUUGGACUGGGUCCUCGAAACUGCGUCGGCAAUAUCUUGGCCGUUAACGAAACAAAAAUUGCACUAUCGAUGAUUCUACAACGGUUUUCUUUCACCAUCUCCCCAGCCUACGUCCACGCACCGUUCCAGUUCCUCACUAUUUGCCCCCAACACGGAGUUCAGGUAAAGAUUCACCCUCUGUCGGAUCAUCUGUCUACUAAGAAGUAAGAAGAGUCCCAUUGUUGCUUCCUUUCCUGAGAGUUCAGUUCUUGAAAACCUUUGAGUCAAUACAUCAUGUUUCUCUCCCUGUUUCUAGAUAUUUAGCCUUGUAAUUUGUCCAAUUCCUCUAUUAAGUUGUAUUACUGUUUCAAUGAGUAAUUUGAGCAACAUUUCUUAGACCCAAUGUGGAUUUAAUGAGUAGUUAUCAGGUUGCCCUUAAUUUUUAGUGAAAUUAGUAGGAAUGAUCUGAAGUA
Momordica charantia (bitter melon) is the source of this 1952-nucleotide messenger RNA. Its product is annotated as cytochrome P450 CYP749A22. Gene Ontology annotation, molecular function: heme binding; iron ion binding; monooxygenase activity. The record is from RefSeq and is a predicted model, not a curated record. NCBI's taxonomy places the organism in Eukaryota, Viridiplantae, Streptophyta, Magnoliopsida, Cucurbitales, Cucurbitaceae.